AUGGCUGCCAUGGCUGCUGGAGUUGCUGCUAAACUUCCAAGUGCACUGAAGACCGAGAACGUUCUGGAAGCCAGCCAGUUCCUUGGUCAACCUGCCAGCACCCUCGCGUUCCCCGUCUCCGCAUCCUCCGCCUCCCGUAACUCUCUGUCCACUCGGUGCGCUGCUAAGGCUGAGGGCUCAGAUGGAAACAACGCGACAUCCCACACCCACACGAAGCGCGCCGUGUCCAGGCGAUUGAUUCUCGGCGGAAUGGCCGCCGGCAUGGCCGCCGUGGUCGGCUGCCCAAUCUGCGACUCGGGAUCGCCAUCCAUGGGUGCCGCGCUCGCUGCUGAUUGGAGCUACGGAGAGUUGUCAGGACCCAACGAGUGGGGUGCGGUGUGCAAGACUGGCGCUGCGCAGUCGCCGAUUGACAUCUCUUUCACGGCGCCUAAGAUCGUGUCGGAUAAUAGCAUUGGCAAGCUCGCCUUCGGGUACAAGCGCGCCGAUGCCACGUUCCUCAACACUGGCCACGGCACCAUGCAGGUGAAUUUCCCGGGCGGCAGCAACACGUGCGAGAUCGGCGGGCGCAAGCUGGAGCUGCUGCAGUACCACUUCCACGCGCCCAGCGAGCACUCGUUCAACGGCAUCCGUACCGCCAUGGAGGUUCAUCUCGUCCACCGCGAUGCUGAGGGCAAGCUCGCAGUCGUAGGGGUCAUGCUGGAGGCGGACCCCAAGGCUCCGCGGAACCUCUGCCUCGAGGCGGCUCUCGCCUUCUCGCCCAACGAGAAGUUUAAGCAGAUUGCGGGUCCAGUGGAGUGUUUCGAGGUGCCAGCAGUGGGUGGGGGCAAGCCCUUGAAGCAAUGCCUCAAGAUCCAGAUCAGCCCCGAGCCUCUCCUCCCCAAGCCUGACAGAGCGGACGGUGCGCACAACUACAUUCACUACAAGGGCUCCCUCACCACCCCCCCGUGCUCCGAGGGCGUUGACUGGUUUGUCCUCUCAUCCCCCAUGCGCAUCCCUGAUUCCCAAGUGGUUGAGUUCAUGCGCUAUGUCGGUGACCGCCAGACUCUUGCCCUUAACUCG
This is a messenger RNA of Closterium sp. NIES-65, 1059 nucleotides long. The record is from the annotation of a GenBank genome assembly. Lineage: Eukaryota; Viridiplantae; Streptophyta; Zygnematophyceae; Desmidiales; Closteriaceae.